AGAUUUGCUGUGUAUUUACUGUUUAGAAAUGUAGUUUAAGUAUUGAACUAAAUUCUGAUGCAGCUCUUACAUACAUACAUGUGCAUCAGCAGUGGAAGUGAGAAUUAAGCAGCUGUUGGUUUAACUGGAAAGCUGAUCUGCCCACAGUCCAUUAAGUGGUGGGUUUGUUGACAUUUCCUGUCAGCUUUGUUCCAUCAGGAACUUUUUUUUUUGUGUGGUCGGUCAUCACAUUUGCCCUGCCCUGCCCCACUGUUAUAAAGUACAAGAGAGAACGUCUCCAGACAGCACAGAGACAACAGGGAUGCUCACCGACCUCUCACAGCCAUGAUGCCUGCAGGCUUCUUCUUCUUACUGCUUCUCCUCACAGGUGGAAAUACUUCCAGUUUAAAGUCAUCAGAACUUCAUGGUAAUGAAACAGGUGAUGAACCCGACAGUGACUAUAAGUGCAGCUUCCAAGCUGUUUUAGACUACCUGAAUCUGACCAAAGACAAUCCUAAAUACAUGGCGAACCGGCCGGCUAAACACCACACUACUGCUACACUGAUAUAUAUUGACAUGGCGAUCUAUGCCAUCCUUGAUGUGAGAGAACGCGACCAGACUUUUGUUACUUACUUGCAGAUAUAUGUGGACUGGAACAACGAGCACAUUCGGUGGUCGCCAGAUCAGUUUUGUGGACUUCAACAUAUGACAGUUCCUACUCAUUUUUUGUGGAUGCCGGACGUAAUUAUUGAAGAUAUGAUCGAUGAGAAAGCCAUUUCAUGUCCUUACAUCUUCAUUAACCAUGAUGGCCACGUCGGGUAUCGGACUGACCGGGUGGUGUUCAGCACCUGCAAGAUGACCGGUUACAAAUUCCCCUUCGACAUUCAGAACUGCAACCUCACUUUCAAGUCCCUCAUGCACUCUGAUAAAGACAUAAAGUUAAUUUCCAAUGAAAGCAAUGCAGAGCUCACAGAGUGGUCUCGUGAAGUGUUACGGUCACAGUACGAGUGGCUGUUUGUCAAUUUGACAGUCACUGAAAAAACUGUUCACAACAAUACCAAGAUUCUUUACGUUAUCACCAUGAAGAGAAGGUCUGUCCUCUACGUUGCCAACUUCUUGCUGCCUGUUCUCUUCUUCUUGUGUCUGGACUUGGCCUCCCUCCUGAUCUCCCACAGAGGUGGUGAGAAGCUCAGCUUCAAGGUCACUGUGCUGCUUGCUGUCACAGUGAUGCAGCUUAUUCUCAAUGAAGUUCUGCCUACCUCAUCAGACAGGAUCCCCCUUAUAGCUAUUUACUGCAUUGGAGUUUUUGGUAUGAUGAUGCUCAGCCUCGUGGAGACAAUUUUUGUGAUGUAUCUGAUGGAGAAAGACUUCCAGGAUGAUGAGACUGACAGAGACCGAAGCCUGAAUGAGAGCCGUGAGGACAAACUGGACAAAGGCAACUUCCACAGCUGUUUCAGAGGGAUGAAGAAACAUUUUCACUGUGCAUCUGAUGAUGAAACAUCUGUGCCCAAAGAGGGCAUCAGCAGCCAGCUGACGGACGUGUCUCUUGCCUUGGAAAAGGUCUCGGAUGAGCUUGGAGAGAUCGACAGAAAAAUGAGUCUACUCAGCAGCAGCAAGGAGGAGGAGAAACCCGGCUACUGGACCAGAAUGGCAAAAAAAAUUGACAAGGCUUACUCUAUUAUAUAUGUCAUGUCUGCUUCUCUAUUUUUAGUUACCAUCUUCACAAUGUGGACUACUCCAGAAGUUGAUGUGUAGUAAAGUCGGGAAAGAGAUUGAAUUCACCAUUAACUUAACACAGACACAUACCUCUGUGUAGUCUGUACUUACACGUGUAAUUCACUGGCCAAAACUGACAACACUGACAACAAAAUAUCUCAUUGAUGUCUCAGAUAGGGAGGUGAGGGCUCAUUCUGAUCUGUCAGAACAUGCAGUCAGGUGACCUCACUGAUGAUGGCGUUAUGUUUGCUGAUCUAUAACGCAUCAACACAACGACACCAACCCACAGGGGAGAUAUUUUUUACUUAUGACUAACAGCAAGUUGAGCUGCAGUUCAUUGUGUUGUUAGUUAUCACAAUAAGCUGCACAGACAUGCAUUUUACUCACUUCUAUGUCUUGGAUCCUCAAACUUCAUGUCUGGUUGAAAUUUGGUCUGAUUCUAAAAUAUGUUGGUGGUAAAAAAAAAAAAAAUCAGAUAAAAUUGGGCUCAAUCCAUACAAUGUGUACUAAAAAGGAUGUUUGAACAUUACAAACUGACAUAUUUAAAAUAUUAAUACUUGUUGAAAACUGCAAUUGUUACCUUUCAGCUACGUAGCUGUGUUAAGAUUGUAGUCAUGAUUCAUAGAUACUGGUUGGUCUGGUGGGAGUGGCUUCGGACAGAGAGAGGAGAGCUGAAGGUGUCUUUGGUCUUGGGUUUUGUUCAGUUUGUUUCCAUUGUCAUUUUGUAACCCAUCUGUUGUGGGAUCGUUCCCUACUUGCCUUGAGAAUUGUGAUGACACAUAGAAAACAUAUACUGAUUAUUAACCAUUAAAAAAGCUUAAUCUUUCAAAUACACAAUAACAUAAUUACUAGUGUAAUGUAAUGUGACUGUAGAUGUAUCUAGACUGGAAUUAAAUGCUCAAAUAUAUGAAUAUGGUGCAAUGCAGUUUAAUAUCUUCCGUAUAACAGGUGAAUGGUUAUUUCAUACCUGCAUUUGCAUCUGUAUUUAGCACAAUAAUAUAUUAUAAUGUAUUCAUGAGACAGAUGUAAAGUCUUGGUACCUAGUUCUUAAAUAAUGCAUUAUUUAACUGUAACUUCAUUUAUCUCUGUUUUAAUGUAGUAUGCAAAGAAUAAGUUUUGACAUGUGCAUUUGCCCCCUCAUAAGAGCACGAUUAAAACAAAGAAAAAGUC
Molecule: messenger RNA, 2865 nt
Organism: Acanthochromis polyacanthus (spiny chromis)
Lineage: Eukaryota; Metazoa; Chordata; Actinopteri; Pomacentridae
Product: 5-hydroxytryptamine receptor 3A-like
Exons: 11
Coding region: 325-1734 (469 amino acids)
Biological process (GO): regulation of membrane potential; monoatomic ion transmembrane transport; signal transduction
Cellular component (GO): synapse; neuron projection; membrane
Molecular function (GO): neurotransmitter receptor activity; transmembrane signaling receptor activity; extracellular ligand-gated monoatomic ion channel activity
Source: RefSeq, a predicted model, not a curated record